AAAACCACAUCCCUUUAAUUCUCAAUCGAAAAUCUAGGGUUUUUCUUCCACUUCCGAUUCCUCGGAUCUUCGAUUAGUGCUAGGGUUAGUGUUAUAGUUCACGAAACGAUGUCGUUGAGGCCCAAUGCUAGGACGGAGGUUCGCCGCAACCGCUACAAGGUGGCCGUGGACGCCGACGAGGGUCGCCGGAGGCGGGAGGACAACAUGGUGGAGAUCCGCAAGAGCAAGCGCGAAGAGAGUCUCCAGAAGAAGCGCCGCGAAGGCCUCCAAGCUCAGCAGCAGUUCCCCACUCCUCUUCAAGCCUCCUCCAUUGUCGAGAAAAAGUUAGAGAGUCUUCCUGCCAUGGUUGCUGGAGUCUGGUCUGAUGAUAAUAGCCAGCAGCUGGAAGCUACUACUCAAUUUCGGAAACUGCUUUCGAUUGAACGCAGCCCUCCUAUUGAGGAAGUUAUUCAAGCUGGUGUUGUGCCUCGAUUUGUCGAGUUUCUUGUUAGAGAGGAUUUCCCUCAACUUCAGUUUGAGGCUGCAUGGGCUCUCACAAACAUAGCAUCUGGAACUUCUGAGAACACUAAGGUGGUAAUUGAUCAUGGGGCAGUCCCGAUAUUUGUGAAGCUACUUAGUUCACCCAGUGAUGAUGUUCGGGAGCAGGCUGUGUGGGCACUGGGAAACGUUGCUGGUGACUCCCCUAGGUGCCGUGAUCUUGUUCUCAGUCAUGGCGCCCUGAUCCCAUUGUUAGCCCAGUUGAAUGAGCAUGCAAAACUUUCAAUGCUCAGGAAUGCCACAUGGACCCUGUCAAACUUUUGCAGGGGCAAGCCACAGCCACCAUUUGAACAGGUGAGACCAGCGCUUCCAGCUCUUGAGCGUUUGGUUUUUUCCAAUGAUGAAGAGGUUUUAACAGAUGCAUGCUGGGCACUGUCAUAUCUUUCUGAUGGAACAAAUGACAAAAUCCAAGCAGUUAUUGAGGCAGGUGUUUGUGGCAGAUUGGUGCAGCUCCUUCUGCACCCUUCCCCAUCAGUGUUGAUACCUGCUCUUCGCACAGUGGGAAAUAUUGUGACUGGAGAUGAUAUUCAGACUCAGGCUAUUAUCAAUCAUGGUGCACUCCCAUGCCUCUUGAGCCUGUUGACACAUAAUCAUAAAAAAAGUAUCAAGAAAGAAGCUUGCUGGACCAUAUCAAACAUUACAGCUGGAAACAAAGAACAGAUACAGGCUGUAAUCGAAGCUGGUCUGAUUGCUCCCCUUGUCAAUCUUCUUCAAAAUGCUGAGUUUGACAUUAAAAAAGAGGCAGCUUGGGCUAUCUCAAAUGCUACAUCUGGUGGAACCCACGAGCAGAUCAAGUAUUUGGUGAGCCAGGGUUGCAUUAAGCCUCUCUGUGAUCUGCUUGUUUGCCCCGACCCAAGAAUUGUGACUGUCUGUUUAGAAGGUCUUGAGAAUAUUCUGAAGGUUGGGGAAGCUGAGAAGAGCUUGGGUAACUCUGGAGAUGUCAACUUGUAUGCUCAGAUGAUAGAUGAUGCUGAGGGGUUGGAGAAAAUAGAAAACCUGCAAAGUCACGACAACAAUGAAAUAUAUGAGAAGGCUGUUAAAAUUCUUGAGACAUACUGGUUGGAAGAUGAAGAUGAGACACUACCAUCAGGUGAUGGUGCACAACCUGGUUUUAAUUUUGGAAGCAACGACCUUCCAGUCCCGUCUGGUGGAUUCAACUUCAGUUGAAGACUUGUGAUGAGAACCUGUUUGGAUGAGCAGGGUUGAUGCUAGGGUGACUGUUGGAGUCGAGUCGGGGUGGGGGGGGGGGGGUCAGUCCAUGCACUUCAUGGUGUCUGGUUUAAGUCUGUCUUGUGUCCGUGGUUAAUGAGGUGCAGGGGUGGGUCAGUUUAACUACCAUGUCCAAAUAAGAGAGGGGGCUGGUGGGUUCAACAGCAGCAUAUUGACCUUGUCAGCAGUUUAUGUUGUAUUAGAAAUGUACAUGCUGGGCAGGAGUAGCAGGAGGUUCUAUGUUGCAGUAACAGGGACCCGUAUUAUGUGGCAAUUGGGGGAGGGUUUUCUUGAAUGCGGCUUUGAGUCCUAUUUUUUAUUGAGUCGUCGUUGUAUUGGUAAUUUAUACCGAGUCAGUAUUUGAUUUGAGUGAAUACGGUAUUCAGAAACCAAUUUUAUGGUGUAUUCAAAUGAAAGAAUUAGCGCUAUUCUUGUGCUUGC
Molecule: messenger RNA, 2187 nt
Organism: Abrus precatorius (Indian licorice)
Lineage: Eukaryota; Viridiplantae; Streptophyta; Magnoliopsida; Fabales; Fabaceae
Product: importin subunit alpha-2-like
Exons: 11
Coding region: 109-1704 (531 amino acids)
Biological process (GO): NLS-bearing protein import into nucleus
Cellular component (GO): cytoplasm; nucleus
Molecular function (GO): protein binding; nuclear import signal receptor activity
Source: RefSeq, a predicted model, not a curated record